AUCCUCCCUUUCAUCUCUAUUCCCUGAUAAAUGUGGUGAGAUAGGACAGGGGGAGAGAAUAGACUGAGCCGAGGGACCAGUCUGAAGGUAGUUGGCACGCGAGGGAGUGAGAGGUGAGGUGAUGGAGGCGUGGCGCGGCCUAGCGUGGCGUGCUGAGUGAAAGACAGCGGUGUGUGCUGUGUGGUGUGGUUUAGUCCGGUUGAGGCAGUGGCAGGUGUCAGUGGUGGGCCGGACCUGAAGGACCUGGACUAAUGUUGGCCACUCUUACGUCUUGACCGGUCCUGUGGGAAGUGUGUGAGAGUGUGAGCAGGUCGAAGAUGCCGCGGUUCAAAGUGAAGGAGGAGGUGAUGGCGCGCUGGCCGGGCUCCGCGCUGUGGUUCAGGGGCUGGGUGGUGGACAUGAACGACAUCGAGUACCAGAUUAGAUUCGACGACGAGGCGAAGUCCGAGAUGGUCCUCAAAUACAAGGAUGUCAGGAGUGCAGGAGAGUUCAAGCGUUCAUCCAGCAAGGGCAGGUCGCGGAGCCGUGGCCGAUCCAGGAGUCGGGGUCGCACGUCCAGGGGCAGAAGUCCCACCCGCAAGAGUCCUGCCCGCAAAAGUCCUGCCCGUAACCAGAGUCCAGGGCGGAGAGGGCCUGGCCGGCCAUCUAAGAACAAGGUGAAAGAGAUUGACAAUGUCAUCACCACCACCACCACCACCACUGAGGAGGAGGUGACGGUGCUGACCAGAGGAGCGCAGGAAGCCGAGGCAUUGAUCUGGGCCAAGAAUGACUCCCCACUGCCGUCAUUGCGACCCAGACUGGCCCGGGCUGACCUGCACACACCCCGCACCUCCACACCCACCAGACAGUCUCCUCGCCUCACUGUGCUCACCAACAACAAGGUGAAUGAUGUGGAGGUGAACAACGUGAAGCCACAAAAGGUGGUAGUGGAGGAGAGCCCCGUGAAGCGGCCGGGUGUGGUGCAGCGCCUGGGCAGUUGCCUGUGUGGCCUGGUGUGUGGCGCCGGCUGUCUCUUGAAGAGAGUGUUGAGUGCCCUGGUGCCCUCCAUGGCCACCAUCACCACCCUGCCUGCCUUAGCAUUCAUGCUGGCCAUGCCUGUUGUCCUCAAUGAAAUGUGCACAAAGAGCAAAUGCACCGUGAUGGAGUUGCCGUCCAUCCCUCAGAAGCUGCAGUAUUACUAUGACCCGCUGGCAAUAGCCAUUGUGUUGGGUUUCAUGAUUGUGCAGACCUUGCUGUGCCUGGUGCCGCUGGGCAGGAAAGUGCAGCCCAUCAGUGGAGCCUCUGUGCGCUGCAAUGGGUUUGUGGCAGUGGUGUUGUCUCUGUCGGUGGUGCCUCUGUGCCUGUACAUGGAUUACAACAUACUGGUGGUGUACUCCAAGUAUCGGCAUGUGAUGGCCACCAGCCUGGUAAUAGGGAUCGUGCUGUCCCUGGCCGCCUACAUCCACGGCCACUAUGCCCCCAAGGAUGCCAGGAACCCGGCCGGCAACUCUGGCUCCUUCCUGGCCGACCUCUUUGUGGGGCGAGAGGUGGCACCUGUCGUGUUGUCCCUGGACCUCAAGUUUGUGCUGGUCCGCAUCGUUUGCCUGGCCCAGAUUGUGAUCAACAUACUCAUUGUAGUGAAGGACAUGCAGGGCCACCAGGGCCAGUAUAGCCCCACCAUGCUGCUGGCCUCCAUCAUGCAGAUAUUCUACGCAGCCAACUGGAUCUGGUUUGAGGAUGCCUACCUCACCACUUAUGAGUACCAGCGCCAAGGGUUUGGGCUCUUCCUCAUCCUUGGAGAUCUGUCAAUGCCCUUCAUCCUGCCCAUCUUCUCCAGAUUUGUCUUGAACCACCGGACUGAGCUGGAGUGGUACUGGCUGACGGCAAUUGCUCUCCUCAACCUGACGGGCUACACCAUCUGCCGCGGCUCCAACAACCAGAAGCACGCCUUCCGCUCCAACCCAUCCGACCCUGCCCUGGCCCGCCUGGAGAGUCUCCCCACCGCUGCCGGCACCAGGCUGCUUGUGUCUGGCUGGUGGGGGCUGGUGCGUCAUCCCAACUACCUCGGAGACAUCCUCAUCGUCAUCUCCUGGGCCCUUGUCUGUGGCUUCACCCAUGCCCUGCCCUGGGUGCUGGUGGGUCUAGACGUGCUGUUCCUGGUGGCGAGGACCUAUGAGGUAGAGGCGUGCUGCAGCAAGAAGUACGGUGCCGCCUGGGACAGCUACACUAAGAGGGUCAAGUGUCGCCUCAUACCCAAAGUGUUUUAGGCCAAACUGCGUGAACUUGCUCAGCCUCACCUGUUGAGCCCCUCUGCUGGACAAGUAUGUUGAUGGCUUCAGUGGUAAUAGUCUGUUGGCCAAAGAUCGUGGUGGACCAAAAGGUGAAAAUCUGAUAGAUUGGGGGAAAUAAAAUAGGUUUUAAUGGUUUUAACUGAAUAACAUGAAUCUUUUUAAUUGAACUUAUGUAAUAUUGGACAAGAAUACAGCUCUCAUGCAUAGUAUUACUGAGAAUGUGUGUCUUGGAUGAGGAGGAAUUAUCAGUUGUGCACCUUUUAAUGCAUUUUUCACAUGGACAGUAUAUACUGUACAAAGGGCUUGCUGUGGCCAGGUCAGUGAUUCUUAAAGUGAAGUAAAUAAUGUUUCAUUUUUAGUGAAGGAAAGUGUGGUAGGCUGUGAUGUGCCUGUGCUCAUGUGACCCCCGGCCUGUGUUGCCUGGCUGGGGCGUGAGAGCAGCCCGUGCUGCUGUGUUGCUGCGCUGCUCUGCCUCACGCGUCAGCUGCCUCAACACAGCUGGAGGUUGUUUUAUCUUAUCAGAAAAAUUCACAGCAAGAUUAGUAUUUUUAAAAUAUAUAAAGUUGUAAAUACUAACUUAUGCCUUUGGGUAUGCCAAGACUGACAGAUUGAAGGAGAUAGAAGGAGUCAGAAGUGAUGCAAUGCUCUAGUGUAAGUACAAAAUGUACAUAGCAUAUUUUUAAGGAACACAAAUUUUUCAUAUAAAUUUAUAAUUGGAGAGAGCUAAAGAAUAUUUUAAGAAGCGCCAAGAGGAUUCGUCUGGUAGGUAGUGUUGCAUUAGUGCUGUAAGGCUGAGAAGGCCCCAUGACCCACCACCCACGACCCCCUCCAGCAGCAGGCAGAGGAGUGAUCUCAAGAGUGGCGGUAGCCUUGUUGGUGUGCCCUCAAACCCUCCACCUCACACUGACAGAUCCCAUCCUGCCGUACAACCUUUCUCGUGUACUGUACAGCAUGUUUUUACAUUUAUGCCUGUAAUUUAGGACUUUAUUAUGCAGUUCUUCCCAUAAAUUGUGACUGGAGCAGAUCCCAGAGAUGUUCUUGGUUCUAGGAAUGUGAGCAUCUCUGGGAAUGUUUUGAGUUGCACUUUAUGGAAAGUCACCUGCUUCACCUGAACAAGCCGACAUCACAAAUAGGGACCUGCCAUACAUGUAAGUUUGGACGUUUCCUCAGAUUAUCUAAACCUAUAAUUAUAGCAUAUAAAUUAAAACUGGAAAUUUCAAUGCGUGUAAGAAAGACAGUAAAGUUUACUUAUAAUUAUGUAUAUAAGUACUUUUGGUUUUGAGAUAAUUACUACCAGGUUAUUACUUGUACAGCUUGCAAGUAUUGAUGUGUAAGUUUUCCAUAUAAAUAAAACUCCUUUUGUAAUAAA
Molecule: messenger RNA, 3639 nt
Organism: Portunus trituberculatus (swimming crab)
Lineage: Eukaryota; Metazoa; Arthropoda; Malacostraca; Decapoda; Portunidae
Product: delta(14)-sterol reductase TM7SF2-like
Exons: 11
Coding region: 318-2246 (642 amino acids)
Biological process (GO): sterol biosynthetic process
Cellular component (GO): nuclear inner membrane; endoplasmic reticulum membrane
Molecular function (GO): oxidoreductase activity, acting on the CH-CH group of donors, NAD or NADP as acceptor
Source: RefSeq, a predicted model, not a curated record